This is a messenger RNA of Drosophila subpulchrella, 4341 nucleotides long. Its product is annotated as biorientation of chromosomes in cell division protein 1-like 1. NCBI's taxonomy places the organism in Eukaryota, Metazoa, Arthropoda, Insecta, Diptera, Drosophilidae. The record is from RefSeq and is a predicted model, not a curated record. The transcript has 2 exons. The coding region runs from base 25 to 4185 and encodes 1386 amino acids.
AAAAAUCAAAGUCGCUCGCUUUUGAUGUUUCGAUUCUACAAGUUGUACUCGUUGUACAUGAACAACAUGUCCAGCGGGCUCACCUGGCCGCGGGAAUGGUGCCUGUGCGAGAAGCUGCCCCGGGCGGUGCUCCACAUCCCGGUGAAUCGUCAUCUGCUCUGCGAGGUGUGCGGAUUGGCCAGGCGGCCACAGGGCGAACACGGUUCCUCCAGCGACGAGGAUGCAUAUCCAGGCCGGAAAUACCAGAGGAAUCUCCUGGCACAACGUCACAACACAGAAGAGCCAAAAAAGGGACAGAUGACUCGGGUGAAGGUGGCCAUCCGGGCAAAGAAACCCAGAGAUCAUCGGAAUUGCCGAUGCGGCAAAUGUGGUGGCUUGGCCAGGGCAGAAGCUGGACAAGAAGGUACCGGUGGACCCGGUGGUCCUGGUGAGGAGAUGAAAAGCAAGUUGUAUUCGGGGCGUCAUGGCUUGUAUUCGAGACCAAAGGGCAUGCUCCGUCGUCAGCAGGAGCCCACAGCCCCGCCUCCUUCCUCGCCAUCUCCACCCUCUUCACCACUGCCACCACGUCCUCCUCCGCCGCCAUCAUCGGGGUCAUCGCGGUCGGAGAUGCCCAGCCUGGUGGCCAGGGCCCAUGACGUCUUCAGCCGGAAAAACCACCUUAACCAGAGCUACAGCCAUUUAUUUGUCAACAACUUCAUCCCCUUGCAGAGUCCCAUUACGGAUACCUUUGGAGGAGCUAUUUCCAAGAGGAGCCUGAACAGCUCUUUGCCGCCACGCAGCCACAGGAGUCGCCCAUUGCCACCCCUCUCCAAAGUGGUGACCAACAUCCUGGCCAGCCCAAAGACACUGGAUGACAGGGAAAAGGGCGGUGGACUAAGUCCACCCAAGUCUAAGGAUUCGCUGGAUACCGUCAGUCAGUUCUGCCCCUUCGAGCACUACGAAGGUCCUUCGGAGGACGCUCUCGUCGUGAGUAGUGCUCGCUGUCUUCUCCACCGACCCAAAUCCCUGUACAUAGAACCACGAAAGGAUUUGCCCAACAAUCGCAUCGAGAACUUGGAUCUAUCAUCUGAACCAUCAAAUGAAAAUCUAUCUGGAAUCUUUUACAUGACGAAUUCAGUACGGAAAAAUUUAAUCAAGACCAUUAAUCAUAUCGGAUUCGAUUGCAGUAGUUCAAGUAAAACUAGUUCCUUAAACAAUCCAAUUUCCAAUCCUCCCAAAGAAGAGCCUGAAAAACAUAAAGAUCUAGCAUCUGAGAGAUCCUCCAUUAUAGCAUCUAUCAUGGAUCAACUUUUCAACUCAAAAAAGAAAAUCUCCGAGGAUGACCAAAUUGAGAAGACUCCGGAACUGGACGAACUUAGUCAGACAAUAAGCAACCAGUCCAGCAAUAAUCCUGAAACGGCUUCUUUGUUAAGCGAUGUGUCAACUGAACAGACUGUAUAUUCUUCAAAUAAAACAAAGCCUUUUCAAGAUUAUUCCAAACUCUUCUCCAAAACACUGAGUGAUUCUAGCUGGGAGCGGGAAUUCUGUAGAAUAGAUGAGUCUUCACCAAAUGCAAGUGGAAGAGAGGUAUAUUCAAGCAACGCUGAAUCCAAAUCAACAUGUUUAAAGUGUGGAAACAUUAGGCAUCAGGAAGGAAAAGAUCCUAAAACAAAAACAGGAUUUAGUAGAAUUCCAAGAAGGCUUGAUGAAUCCUCAAACCGUGAUAAAAACUUAAUCGGUAUAAAAAGAAAUAUAGGAAAUGCAAUAAAGCAAAAACUUAAUAGCGUUAGACCUUUUUCUGGAAAACAAGAACAGAAUCAUGAAAAGGAGUCCUUAAGGAUGGAAGAUCGGGCUGAUAGUAUGAAUAAAAGUACGCCAAAAAUCAUUGCUCGAGAAGCAAUCCCAAAAGGUAUCAAUACAAAAGGUCAAAGAAUUUGUCAGACAUCACAAUCUCCUUGUAAAAUACAUCAUUGUGUCAAACCUAAAAUGCAAAAUAACACAGGUCCACCCGUUAUAACUGUUCAACCACGAAAUAACUCUACCAAUAAACUAGAGGAAUACUUGAAAAAGAAUGUAAGAACUACAGCCAAAGAUGCGAAUUUGAUCAGGACGAGAAUACCGGUAAAUAACUUCAGAGUAUGUAGACAUAAAGAACCUUCGUUUAGCUGGGGUGUGGUGGAAACCUUUGAGAUAAUUUCCCAUAUGUGCCGAGAGAUCCCCAAGCUUCAGGUGGCUACCUUUGUUAGAGAGUUAGUGAAUACCAGCAAAGGUAUUUUGGGAUAUAUCAAGGAAAGUUUGCUUUCGGAUGAACCACCUUUCUCCCUCUAUGAAUUUCGCAUACCUGAUAUUAAUCUUAGCGAUCUACAAGCUUACCGAGAUAGUGAAGAUAAUGCGCAUGAUGAUAGCGGAAGCGAAACACCGAUAGCCCAUUUAGCAACUCCAAAACUACCAGGUCUGUCUUUUCGGCAACGUAGAAAACACAGAAAACCCGUCUGGCCAGCCCAUCCAAUAAAAUACCAAAGUCGCAAGAUCCAGUACGAGGAACUUAAAUUCUCAAUCAACACGCAACAAAAUGGAACCUCUUUGGAACCCAAUGAGAACUUGGUGCAUCACAAAAAAAAGAUGUUUAAAGAGGAGAAAAUAUUUACCAGUGUUUAUGAAGCUCAGAACUUCUCACAGUCUGCUUUUUUCUUUGACAGUAGUCCAGAAAAGGACACCAAGUCGAAACCAAUUCAAUUAAUUAAAACUAAUUUAAGUGAUGGCAAAUCGUCUCAGUCCGAUAUUUUUGAAUCUCAAUCAGAACGCAUGAAAUGGGAUACUUCAGAUGGAGAUUUGGAAAGUUUAAGACCAGAAAAAUCUCUAAAAGUAGAAUCUAAAUUGGAAAUUAAAGACACAAGCGUGGCCGACAAUCCCUUGGAAAUAAAAACUAAGACAAAAGAAGGGAAAGAAAUAACCCAAGAUCUUUUAAAUCAGGCCCCGCAAAACAGUUCCUCAAAAGUGAGCUAUGACAUAAGGAGGAAAAUAGACAAAUCGAUGCAAAUGAAACUAAAAAAAAUGAUGAGUAAACCAAUAAAGCUGCUAAAUUCGAAAGAAGCUGAAUCUGUUGUCAAAUUUUUGGAACCAUAUACCAAUAAAUUAGCUAGUACUGAAGAAAACAAAAGAUUUUCCAAUCCUGAGGCUUUAGAAGGGUAUGAAGUUUUAGGCCCCGCUUCGGAUAAUAAUAACAAGGUUCCUGCCACAGAAACUUUAAAAGAUAUUGGUACUGCCGAAUUGGAAGUAAAAGCCAAACCUUUGGACUGCAUAUCAAGUACAUCAAAAUACAAUUCAAGCAUUCCAAAGCAAAGAGAGGAAGUUGGAAAUGAAGAAGAAAAGGGUACAGCUUCUUCAAAUUGUUCUUGUGAAAAGAGUGAUCUACCCCAAAAACCUCUUCGUCUUAUUACGAACAUGUCCUCGUCAAGCGAGUAUGAGUCAAAAUGCUUUCCUCUGGAAACGAGGGUAGAAAUAGAAACUGAGUCUGAUGCAGGUUCGGAACCCGUUGUGACCCAAAGGACCACUGAGUAUGAAGGACUGCCUAAUCUAAACUGGCAAGUUAUUACCAUGGGCUUACCUAAACAAAACGAACCUGUUGAGGAUGCAUCAGAAUCGAUCGGGGAAGAAGAAUAUGCGUGUCCUAUUCACAAGUGCGGCCAUUCUUUAAAUAUGAAGACAUUUGCUUCCCAUUUUGACCAAUUUCAUCGACACAAGUCGGCAAAAAAUGCUUCACCACAAGAAUAUUGUCACCGGGUAGUAGAGGGAUUACCAAAGCAGUUCUUUUUUGAUGCCGAAUUUCUGACCAAAGGAAAUUCUUUUGUGUCCCUUCUUUUUUACAGCAGUUUGAAAAAAGACCUUCCCCUCAGAUCAGUUCCCAUUCGAGACUAUCCACUGGCCUUAUUAGCCGCUCCUCAAAGGGUAAAUAAUGGACCAACAACUGGCAUUUUCUUCUGGCUGGUGGGUUAUCCCUCAUGUGCGAAGCUUCAAGCCAAGCUCACUGUUUGCGAUCCAUUGGAACACGUUGGUCGAAGCAGGAUUAUAAGGCCACGAGAUAUAUCACAGAGCCAGGACCCAUCACAGUUCCUUACCAACUCUAAAUACAACCUGCUGAUUAAAAUUCCGCAUAAGAAGCAAAGAAAAUUUCAAAUAAGUGUGGUAAUAGAUGAAAAACACUAGUAAUUGUACAUGAUAAACCUAACAAAUUUGUUGUAUGCCUAAAAUGUUCAUCAUUUUAUGGGUUGUCUUGCCAAAAUCCUUUAAUAAGUUCAAAGACGUCUUGUAAGUUGUAUAUUUUUUAAUAAAACGUUCGAGCAAGAACUAAAAAACGCUCAA